GUUUUGCCAUGCUUAGGGGGCGGUCCAUGUCUCAGGGCUUCCUGGUCUUUGAACGCUUUCGAAGUGAGCCUUCGAAGUGAGCCUUUGAGGUAGGGAGCCGCAGUCAUUUGGGCUGAAGUCGUUUUGUCUCGAGGUCGAGCUUGUGGAAACCACUGACUUGCUUUUCCCUGUCCGAGUUCCACCUCUUACAAGCAGCAAUGGGGGUCUGUGGCUCGUCAGCCGAAUUGGAUGAACAGAUGCGCAAGCAAUGGGCUGGGCAAAGCAAUUGGUCUGCGGUGCCAGUGCAGCGCCGCCGCUUGAGUGUCUCUGCCGUAGAGGGUGACUACGCCGACAUGGAUGCCAACGAGUUGGAGGAGGACCGAGGCUUGAUCAAGCUGCUAGACGCGAAGACCGUUGUAGACCUCCUGGAGUCAGGCUGCACUGGUGGUCGCAAGAUGAGUAUCAGUUCGACCACAGACCGGAACAAGACUCCCUUCUCUUCGAAAGCUAUGAAAGAGAUUGGGGGAAAGUUUGACCCAGCAGUGGCAAGCAUUGGGUACUCCUGCCGCAAGGGGCUCAAACCUGAGAGGCUAAACCAGGACUCGUGGUUCGUGCUUCGCGUUGAGGGUGAGAGGCCUUGCUCCAUCUACGCAGUCUUCGACGGGCAUGGCCAGAAUGGACACGAAGUUUCCAAUUUCGUCAAAGAGAACUUGCCAAAGUUGAUUGUGAAGGACCCCCGCUUCAUGACCGACCAGACGGACGAGAUGCUAGUGGAUUGCUUCAAGAAGAUGCAGCGCCUCAUUGCGUCGUCAGACCGCAUGAAAAACAGUGCACGUUUGUCGGGCACAACUUGCACACUCGCCAUCCACGACAUCCAGAAGGACAAGAUAACUGUGGCGCACGUGGCCGACAGCCGCGCCGUGCUCAGCAAGAGGUGUGGGCAGAAGUGCGGAGGUGUUCAGCUCACGCGCGAUCAUAAACCCGUUUUGCCAGACGAGCGCAAGCGCAUCGAGUCCGGUGGUGGUCGAGUCGUUUUCGAUGGUUAUGAGAACCACCGCGUCUACGCCAAGGACUCCCGGUUCCCUGGACUGAACAUGUCGCGUUGCCUUGGCGACCUCAUGGGUCACAGCGAGUGCGGUCUAUCGUGCGAACCAGAGGUAAUGGUGCGGGAGCUCUCUGCGGAGGACGUGGCUUUGCUCAUCUGCAGUGACGGCGUGUGGGAGUUCAUCAGCCCAGACGAGGCCGUUGGCAUCGUGUCCACUUAUAGGCCCGACCAGGCCAUGAUGGCCGCUGAGACGCUCGCGAAGGAGGCGUGGGACCGCUGGAUCCAAGAGGAGGGCGGCUCUGUGGUGGACGACAUUACCGUGCUCUUCGUCCACCUGAAGCAGAAGUAGCAGCAGAAGUUUCAUGGUCUAGCCCGGAUGCGCUUACGUCUACGCCUGUGGUAGCGCCGAUGCUUCGGGUAGUAAUGCGCCCGCGCAUAGGUAGCGCCCUUGCUACACGCUACGAGUUCAAGCAACUCGCUGCGAGGAGCCCGUACAGUCGGGUGAGGGUUAUGUUCAACCGCGUUGCAACAUGUCGGGGUUGGGCUCUAGCGAGGCUGGGCUGUAGGAGGCCAUGCGUGGCUGUAGCGAGCCUCGUGGGAUAUCUGCUUGUGUGCAUCACCGCUGCUCUUUGUAAACUUGCUGAAAUAUGCCCGGGAGCAGAGAUGCUAAUUUUGAGAGUCACGCAUUCAAACGUUCUCAAGUUUUUCUCGGUGCCACAUCGCAUCUUCGCCGGGUGGCCGCCAUCAGGCCACGUGGCAGACAGCCCGCGGUCAGUGUCUCGAUGACCCUAGUGGGCUUGUUUUUAUAAUUUCGUCUCUGAAGGUGGUUUGAACGCAUUCUGUGCGAUACUGUAUGACUCUUGCCACAUUAAUGCAUGAGUGCAUUCUGCGCCCCAAUCGUAACAAGACAGUCCGUGCAUCCCCCCCCGUGUAUUUAAAUCACGGGCUUUCAGUGCCGACGCUGGUGUUUAAGGAUGCCCCAAAAAAACAGAUACGGAGGUCGAC
Messenger RNA from Prorocentrum cordatum, 2029 nucleotides. NCBI's taxonomy places the organism in Eukaryota, Dinophyceae, Prorocentrales, Prorocentraceae. The record is from the annotation of a GenBank genome assembly.